This is a messenger RNA of Melampsora larici-populina 98AG31, 2696 nucleotides long. RefSeq lists its product as uncharacterized. Gene Ontology annotation, molecular function: actin binding; small GTPase binding. Lineage: Eukaryota; Fungi; Basidiomycota; Pucciniomycetes; Pucciniales; Melampsoraceae. Gene Ontology annotation, biological process: actin cytoskeleton organization. The transcript has 8 exons. The record is from RefSeq and is a predicted model, not a curated record. The coding region runs from base 86 to 2326 and encodes 746 amino acids.
GGUAGUUGGCAAUCCAAUCCAACCAAUUUAGAAUUCACUUUCCAUUGACCAUUGACCAUUGACCAUUAAACCGAUUCCAAUCAAAAUGAAAACCAAUCCAUCUUCUUCCUCUUCAUCCUAUUCAAAUUCAAAUUCAAAUUCAACUUCAAAUCCAUCUCAAUCUCAAGAUAAAAUCAGUAAACUAUCAAAAAUAGCUAAUAAACUAAUCACUGGAGUUCAACCUACUUCACUUCAACAAUCAAAUCAACGUUGGGGUAAUACUCAACCAUCACCAAAUCAAACACCUUCAAACUUAAUCAUGAAACCAUCAUCAAAUCAUCAAAUCCAUUCAAAUCCAAUCACGGCUUCUAGUUUUGCUGCUGCUAAGAAAGAAAGAGAAUUAAUCAAAACUCAACAACAAUCUUCUUCUUCUUCUUCUUCUUCAAAUCAAAUCAGACCAUUAAGAUCAAACUUACAUCAAUCAAAACGAUCUGUCUAUUCAAAUCAAACUAAUCAAACUACCUUUGAUGAUGAAAAUUUGAACCAUCAUCAAGUUUUAGUCGAACAGCAAUCUUCUACUCAUUUUAAACCACCUAUUACUAAUCGAAUCAAAACUAAAUCAUCUGCUCCACCUACUUUUCAAACUGAAGAAUUCGUGAUCCCAUCGAAUGAUUUACCAGCAGCACCACUCAAACCACCAAGUUCAUCCAGAUUCAGUCGAUUUAAACCUACCCCAAGUGAAGCGUUCUUAGCCGUAGCCUAUACAUCAACCCAUCAAACCUCAACCGAAAACCGAUCAUCAUCCAUUUUGGAAUCAGAUCAAGAACCAGCUACGUUUGAGAUUGCGAAACGAACGAGAUUACCGGCUUCACCUGUUAAACCUCAAAGACAUAAACUUAAUGCUCAAUCGAUUUCGGUCUCCAAUCCUUCGGAAGAUGUGUCGAUCAUGAGAGCUACUUAUCUUUCUCAAGGAUAUGAGAUCUCGAAUGGAAAGAAAUUAGAAUCUGAAAAAGAUAGAGUGGCAAGAGAAUUUGAAAAAUUAAUGACAGCUAUGGAUUUACCACAAUCUGUUAGGAUCAAGAUGGAAGGUCUGGAUCAUCCAGUAAAAUCAGCCAUGUUAAAAGCUUCCUCUUCAUCCCAACUCACAUCCCAUUCCAUGAUAGCUCAAGCCUUACAACUCUCAUCAAGUCAUCCGUCUCACCAUCACUCUAACAAUACCCAUCAUCACCAGCAUCAGAUCAAUUCCCAAGACUUGGCUCAAGAAGAACGAAACGGAACCGAAAAGGAUGGACCAGCUUGGUGGGCCAUGACGUUGAAAUCACGUAAUUUUAGAUCAUUGGAUCCGAUUGAAUUGAAACGAUUAAGAGUCGCUCUGAGAACUCAAGCUCCUACUUGGACUGCUGAGUUUCUUUCCUAUGGUGGUUAUACAGCUCUGAUGAAACGAUUAAAAGAAUUAUUGGAAAUCGAAUGGAGGGAAGAACAGCAUGAUGAUCAGGUAUUGUUUGAAAUUUUGAGAUGUUUUAAAGCUUUAUUACUUAGUGAGCCUGGAAAAGUCGCCUUAGCAUUUAGAAUCCCGUCCCCAUUUCUUCAAUUAACCAACCUAUUAUAUUCGGAAAAGAAACCAGGAGAGUUACCUAGUCGACAACUACUAAUCGAAAUGAUCUAUGGGAUUUUCGAAUUAAAGAUCACAGAAGAGACCAUGAAAGGGAAAUCAUUAGAUUGGCAAUCAGCAAUUAAUUUAGAUCAAUGUGAUUUGAAUUUAAUGAAAGAUGAUUCGAUGGGAAUCGAUUCAAAGUUUAAUCAUCAGUUGGUUAAACAGUUGUUGAUGGGUGCACCGGAUUUGAAGAAAGAAUCUUUGAUCGAGUUUGUUAGUGUGAGUCAUCGGAAUAGGCCUUAUAAGAAAUUAGUUACAGAACUUUGUGGGGUUUUGAUGGAUUAUUUUUGGGUCUUUUGUCAUUCUGAAAAUCAGUAUUGGGAUUUAAGUGAAUUAGAUGAAGAACAAAUCGAAAGUCCAAAAGUACCAAGUGGAAUGACCGGAGGAGUGGAAUAUGAAGCUAUGGAAUAUUCUGCUGCUGUGAUGAAAUUGAUUAAUGAGUUUAUUAGAACUGAACCUGAUGAGAUUGGAAAAUCAAAAAUUCAUAAAGAUUUAUUCGAAAGUGGAUUCGAAAGAGCCUUAGUGACAAUGAGAAAAAGUAGUAUGACAUAUUAUCCUUCGAUUCAUUUAGAAUUAGCUAGGUAUCUUGUUGAAGCUUUAAAAGUGGAUGGGAUUAAUGGCUUUCAGAUCCCUGUGAAUAUCAUGAGACAUUAUAAGAAGAAUUCGAAAAACUUGUUGAAUUGUUCAAAAUGAUUUGAUUUAUAUAUCUCGACGGGGUUUUUUGGCUUUGGCUUCUUUUUUUUCUUUCUUGGUUGAUUGUUUUCUUGUUUCUGUUUUUUUUUGUUUUAGGAUGAAGAAUUGUUUUUUUCUUGAAUUUUUUAACUAUUUAAAUCUUUAUUUUAAAAAAAAUUGUUUUGAAAGAGUUGAAAAGGGUUUCAAGAAUAAAGAAGUAUGAUUUGGAAGCUAGUAGAAGAAGAAAAGAAAAAGAAUUGUAUUACAUUUGAUCAUUGGGUUUUCUGUGGUUUUAAUUUUUUUUAUUUGUUAGUUUAAACUUCAUUUUUUGAUUAAUCAUUUAUUAUUGAUGAGCUUAUUGGAUUGAAACAAAUGGUGGGUUUAUGGUGUU